AUGCAAUCCCCGCCGGACUGGCCCCCGACGCCCGACGCCCUGCGACCCUCGCCCUUCCCGCACCCCCUGCUACACGCCCUCCACAGCGUGGGCCGCGUGCUGCUCUUCCCAGCUUACUGGGCCCUGGACCAGCUGCUGGGCUGCUGUGCACCAGCGACGCGAGCAGCCCGCCUGGGGUGGCUGAGAGCGGCGGCGGGCGGCGGGGCGGCGCUGCUGCUGCUGCUGCUGGUCGGCCUGCCCCUGGCACUGCCCGGCCUGCUGCUCUGGCUGCCACUGCAGGCUUGGCGCCGCCCCUUCUGCUACCGGCCCGCUCCGCCAUGUUGGGUGCCGCCUGCGCCUUGGUGCCCGCCCGCUGAACCCGUGCGCUGCUUCGUCUUCCUCUCGGCCAAUCUGUGCCUGUUCCCUGACGGGCUGGCGCGCUUCAGCAACCUGUGGCACAGCCAGCGGCGGGCCGAGGCCAUUGGAGCAGCGCUGCUGGCCGGCCUACGGCCCUCGCUCUACAGAGCUACGGACUGCAGUCAGCCGUGGCCCCGAGCGAAGCGCGGGGUGGUGGUGGCCGCAGUGCCUGCGGGUCUGGAUUUUGUGUGCCUGCAGGAGGUGUUCGAUCUGCGCGCCGCUCGGCGCUUGGUGGGCCGCCUGGCGCCAAAUAUGGGCCCGGUGCUGUACGACGUGGGUACGCUCGGCCUGCAGCCUGGGCCGCACCUCAAGCUCCUGGGCAGUGGGCUGCUGCUGGCCUCACGCUAUCCGCUGCUGCGUGCCACCUUCCGUUGCUUCCCCAACGCGCGUGGCGAGGACGCGCUGGCCUCCAAGGGAUUACUGUCCGCACAGGCGCAGCUGGGCCACCUGGACGGGCGCCGCAUAGUGGGAUUCCUGCACUGCACGCACUUGCAUGCACCGCCUGAGGAUGGGCCCUUGCGCUGCAAACAGCUGACGCUGCUGCUGGACUGGGCGGAGCAGUUUGAGGCCGAGAGCGGCCAGAGUGACGAAGUCGUGGCCUUCAGCGUGCUCCUGGGCGAUCUAAACUUCGACAACUCGAAAUCCUCUCUCUCCGUAGACCAUGAGCAAGAGCAGCGGCACAAGCUCUUCAGCUGCUUCCAGGACCCCUGCCGGCUGGGGACCGGCCAGGAGCAGCCCUGGGCCCUGGGGACGAUACUGAGCACCCGCAAGCUCCACCACUCGGUGGCCAGCUCCCCAGAGAUGCUGCGGAGGGCCCUGGAGCAGGAGAAAGGGCGCCACCUAUACCUGGCAAGCCCUCCCUUGGGAAGGAGCUGGACCAAACCCUGGCGGGGCCGGCGGCUGGACUACAUCACGUACCAUGGAGUGCCCGGGGGCCCGCUGAGUCCAGAAGUGGAACAGGUGAUGUUCAGUACCGCCCUGGCGGGGCUCACAGACCACCUGGCCGUGAGCCUGCAGCUCCGAGUCUCGGUGGCCUCCUAACGCAGGCACACAGAA
This is a messenger RNA of Propithecus coquereli (Coquerel's sifaka), 1452 nucleotides long. RefSeq names its product sphingomyelin phosphodiesterase 3 (gene SMPD5). Gene Ontology annotation, biological process: sphingomyelin metabolic process. The record is from RefSeq and is a predicted model, not a curated record. The transcript has 7 exons. Gene Ontology annotation, molecular function: sphingomyelin phosphodiesterase activity. Gene Ontology annotation, cellular component: cytoplasm; extracellular region. NCBI's taxonomy places the organism in Eukaryota, Metazoa, Chordata, Mammalia, Primates, Indriidae. The coding region runs from base 1 to 1437 and encodes 478 amino acids.